Molecule: messenger RNA, 557 nt
Organism: Aspergillus neoniger CBS 115656
Lineage: Eukaryota; Fungi; Ascomycota; Eurotiomycetes; Eurotiales; Aspergillaceae
Exons: 1
Coding region: 144-473 (109 amino acids)
Source: RefSeq, a predicted model, not a curated record
UAUGCUUUCGGAUAUUUCUGCCUGCUUUAGUCGAAUCCACUUCGCAGAGACGACAUUAACCACGAGCACGAAUUGAUUUUGCCUAUGGACCAUGGAGUGAACCAUGGAUGGCAAUUCGAACAUGGCGUUGAGGAAGAAGCACAAUGAAUUCAGCAGGGCGAAAAGCAAAGGCCCCACGUGACGGAGUCACCUGCUCUGCUAUUCUUGACUUGUGGGGGCUUCUCUCUUUUUCACUUUCCGCGAUGGCUUCGUAUCAUAGCCCUCCACGGAAUUUCCGUUCGCUAUUUUCCAACAUACGUUGCCAUUUCCGUGCCAGCCAAGGCACUAGACCCCGGAUCCCCCGCAAGUUGCUUAAGAUGAGGAAUGGGGAUGAACGUCAGCCACUGGAACCGUUGCAUCACACCCCCGGAUAUCCCGACCCUCGGGAAAGCCGGGGACUCCGGUGCAAAUCCUACAAAUCAGCCCCAGUUUGAGCUCAGGAAUUCUUUCCUAUCUGGACCAAUUGACGAUUUGUGAUUGCGGAUAAGUGCAGCUCCGGCGGCAAAGCGUGUCGUCGU